Gavia stellata (red-throated loon) is the source of this 5034-nucleotide messenger RNA. RefSeq names its product ring finger and CCCH-type domains 1 (gene RC3H1). Gene Ontology annotation, biological process: regulation of blood coagulation. Bases 110 to 4714 code for a protein of 1534 amino acids. The transcript has 24 exons. The record is from RefSeq and is a predicted model, not a curated record. NCBI's taxonomy places the organism in Eukaryota, Metazoa, Chordata, Aves, Gaviiformes, Gaviidae. Gene Ontology annotation, molecular function: metal ion binding; serine-type endopeptidase inhibitor activity.
GUCUGUACUUACAGAAGAUAUUUAAAAACAAACAGACUUUUUUCAAAGAUUUUGAUUCCAGUGGAAUCUGUGCUUUAGAUUUUUGUCUUGUCGAUUAACUCCUGAAGCAAUGCCUGUACAAGCUCCACAAUGGACGGAUUUUCUCUCCUGCCCAAUUUGCACACAGACUUUCGACGAAACAAUCCGGAAGCCCAUCAGCUUGGGUUGUGGCCACACCGUCUGCAAGAUGUGCCUCAACAAGCUCCACCGUAAGGCAUGCCCUUUUGACCAGACCACUAUCAAUACAGAUAUUGAACUCCUUCCUGUGAACUCAGCCUUGCUGCAACUAGUGGGUGCUCAGGUUCCUGAGCAGCAGCCAAUUACUUUAUGUAGUGGAGCUGAAGAUACCAAGCAUUAUGAGGAGGGCAAGAAAUGUGUGGAAGAAUUAGCAUUGUAUCUCAAACCACUCAGCAGCGCGAGAGGUGUUGGUCUUAACAGUACUACUCAGAGCGUGCUAAGUCGUCCCAUGCAAAGGAAACUUGUGACACUAGUUCACUGCCAGCUAGUGGAGGAAGAAGGGCGGAUCAGAGCCAUGCGUGCAGCGCGGUCACUUGGUGAAAGAACAGUCACAGAGCUCAUUCUUCAGCAUCAAAAUCCUCAGCAGCUCUCUUCUAACCUCUGGGCUGCAGUGAGAGCCAGAGGGUGCCAGUUCCUUGGACCAGCAAUGCAAGAGGAGGCUUUAAAGCUAGUUCUACUGGCUCUGGAAGACGGAUCUGCUUUGUCACGGAAGGUCUUGGUUCUCUUUGUGGUUCAGAGGCUGGAGCCGCGAUUUCCUCAGGCUUCUAAAACUAGCAUUGGGCACGUUGUCCAGCUGCUUUACAGAGCCUCGUGCUUCAAGGUGACAAAACGAGAUGAGGAUUCCUCCCUGAUGCAGCUGAAAGAGGAAUUUCGGACUUACGAAGCUCUGAGAAGGGAACAUGAUUCCCAGAUAGUUCAAAUUGCUAUGGAAGCAGGUUUACGCAUUGCACCAGAUCAGUGGUCCUCACUGUUAUAUGGAGACCAAUCUCACAAAUCCCAUAUGCAGUCUAUCAUUGACAAGUUGCAGACCCCAGCCUCGUUUGCACAGAGUGUUCAAGAAUUAACUAUUGCUCUUCAGAGGACUGGAGAUCCAGCUAACCUGAAUCGUCUUCGACCUCACCUAGAGCUCCUGGCAAAUAUUGAUCCCAGUCCGGAUGCUCCACCUCCAACAUGGGAACAACUGGAAAAUGGACUAGUUGCUGUGAGGACUGUGGUUCAUGGCUUAGUUGAUUAUAUCCAGAAUCACAGCAAGAAGGGAACAGAUCAGCAACAGCCUCCUCAGCACAGCAAGUACAAGACAUACAUGUGCCGAGACAUGAAACAGAGAGGAGGAUGCCCCCGAGGGGCCAGCUGCACCUUUGCACAUUCACAAGAGGAGCUAGAAAAAUUCCGUAAAAUGAACAAGCGUCUGGUUCCCAGAAGACCCCUGAGUGCCUCCCUGGGCCAGCUGAAUGAGGUGGGCCUGCCUUCAGGAGCUAUCCUCUCAGAGGAAGGGGGAGUGGACUUGCCCAAUAGGAAAACUUCUGCUCUGCCAAAUGGAAUUGUGUCAACAGGCAGCACCGUGACGCAACUUAUUUCUCGAGGGACUGACUCCGGUUACGAAACUGCUUUGAAGCCAGGGAAGAUGGACCAUCUGAGUAGCAGUGCCCCUGGAUCCCCUCCUGACUUGAUGGAAUCUGUCCCCAAGAGCUCUAUUUCUGCCUUACCAGUGAACCCUCACCCUGUGCCCACUCGGGCACCAACAGAUCUGCCUUCGGUGUCUGUCACCAAGCAGUUGCAAAUGGUACCACGAGGGUCUCAGUUGUAUAAUACACAGCAAGCAGAUAUGUUUUAUCAAGAUCCUAGAGGAGCUGCCCCACCAUUUGAGCCAGCACCCUACCAACAAGGAGUUUACUAUCCCACUCAGUCCAUGUCUCGCUUUGUCCGACCUCCUCCAUCAGCUCCUGAACCUGGUCCGCCUUAUUUAGACCAUUACCCACCCUAUCUUCAGGAUCGUGUGGUGAGCCCACAGUACACGCAGCCGCAGCAGUAUCCUCCUAUGGGACAACCCAUAUACCCACCGCACUACGACAGCCGUCGCGUAUAUCCCCCUGUCCAGCCGUAUCAGCGAGAGGAGAUUGUCCGAGGAAGCCCUGUACCCAUUGAAAUUCCACAAGCAGCUGUACCUUCCUACGUACCUGAAUCCAGAGACAGAUACCAGCAAACAGAGGGUUAUUGCCCAGUGGCUCCACAUCUCUCUCAGAUCAGACCUUCAUGCCACAGGCCGCAUCCCAGCCUGGAUGAACUUCACCGACGAAGAAAAGAGAUCAUGGCCCAGCUAGAAGAGAGGAAGGUGAUUUCUCCACCUCCUUUUGCACCGUCACCAACCUUGCCCCAUCCUUUUCAUUCAGAGGAGAUUUUUGUGUUUGUACAGUACUUGGAUGAAGAUCUGAAAGUAGCUGGGAAAUACAAAGGAAAUGACUAUAGCCAGUACUCUCCCUGGUCCUGUGACACCAUCGGCUCCUACAUUGGAACCAAAGAUGCAAAACCCAAAGAUGUUGUGGCAGCAAGGAGUGUGGAGAUGGCGAACGUAGAUAAUAAAGCCAUGCGUGACCAGCGAUUAGACAUGCAGCGAAGAGCAGCAGAGACUGGUGAUGAUGACCUCAUUCCAUUUGGAGACCGACCAACUGUGUCGAGAUUUGGGGCUAUCUCUCGUACUUCCAAAGCGAUGUACCAGAAUUCUGGUCCCAUGCAGGCCAUGGCGGUUCAGGGAGCUACCACCAAAUCAAUCAUUUCAGACUACAGUCCUUAUGGAACUCACGGUGGCUGGGGAGGCUCUCCAUAUUCUCCUCAUCAAAAUAUACCUUCUCAGGGACGUUUCAAUGACAGGGAGAGACUGUCCAUGUCAGAUGUGGCUGGUCAUGCGAAACAGUUGCCCUCAGCUGAACGAGAGCAGCAGCUGCGCAUGGAGCUGCAGCAAGUAGACCAUCAGAUUAGCCAGCAGACACAAAUGCGAGGACUAGAGGCUGUUAGUAACAGGCUGCUGUUACAGAGGGAGGCGACUACCCUGGCAGGCCAACCACAGCCCCCACCCCCACCUCCCAAGUGGUCUGGGAUGAUCUCAAGUGAACAGCUGAGCUUGGAGCUACACCAGGUGGAAAGGGAAAUUGGGAAGAGAACCCGUGAGCUGAGCAUGGAGAGCCAGUCUUCGCUCGAUAUAAAAAACAAACUGGGCACCACUAAACAGACAGAAAAUGGACAAUUAGAACCGCAAAGCAAGGUUCCAGCUGAGGACCUCGCACUGACAUUCAGGAAAAUGCAUCUUUUUGUGGUGUGUCUCUUCAGUGUCUGGGGUCUGGCUGCCCCUGAGCCCUACGUCGUGGAAGACGUCUGCACUGCGAAGCCACGCGACAUCCCGGUGAAUCCCAUCUGCAUCUAUCGUAACCCCGAGAAGAAGACCCAGGAGGGCGAGGGGCAAGAGCCAGGGAAGGGCAAGCUCCCGGAGUCUACUAACCCCCGGGUCUGGGAGCUGUCGAAGGCCAACUCGCGCUUUGCUGUUGUCUUCUACAAGUACCUGGCUGACUCCAAGGACAAUGGGGAAAACAUCUUCAUGUCGCCCCUCAGCAUUUCUACAGCCUUUGCCAUGACCAAGCUCGGAGCUUGUGGUAACACCCUCCAGCAGCUCAUGGAGGUCUUCCGAUUUGACACCAUUUCAGAGAAGACGUCUGAUCAGAUCCACUUCUUCUUUGCCAAGCUGAACUGCCGGCUUUACAAGAAAGCAAAUAAAUCCUCAGAGCUCGUAUCAGCCAACCGCCUCUUUGGGGAGAAAUCUCUGGUCUUUAAUGAGACUUACCAGAACAUUAGUGAAAUAGUUUAUGGAGCGAAACUCUGGCCCUUGAACUUCAAAGAGAAGCCAGAACUUUCCAGGAAGAUCAUUAAUGAGUGGGUGGCUAAUAAGACAGAGAAGCGCAUUACAGAAGUGAUCCCGGAAAGAGGUAUUGAUGAUCUCACUGUCUUGGUCCUGGUCAACACCAUUUAUUUUAAGGGGCACUGGAAAUCGCAGUUCCCAGCUCCAAACACAAAACUGGAUUCAUUUCAUAAAGCUAAUGGUGAGACCUGCAAAGUCCCAAUUAUGUACCAAGAGUCCAAAUUCCGCCAUGCGUCCAUCCCCCAGGACAAAGUCCAGGUGCUGGAGCUGCCUUACAAAGGGGACGAUAUCACGAUGGUGCUGGUGCUGCCCAACGCUGGGACACCGCUGGUGCAGGUGGAGCGAGAGCUGACAUCGGAGAAGCUGCAGGACUGGAUUGACUCCAUGACGGAGGUCUCCCUCUUUGUCUACGUCCCUCGCUUCCGCAUCGAGGACAGCUUCAGUGUCAAGGAGAAGCUGAGAAAAAUGGGGCUGGAAGAUCUCUUCAGUCCAGAAAACGCCAGACUCCCAGGUAUCAUUGCAGAGGGCCGUACAGACCUGUACGUAUCUGAGGCUUUCCACAAAGCCUUCCUCGAGGUGAAUGAAGAAGGCAGCGAGGCAUCAGCUGCUACAGCUGUCACCGUCUCCGGCCGUUCCUUCCCCAUGAACAGAAUCAUCUUCAAUGCCAACAGACCUUUCCUGCUUUUCAUCCGGGAAGCCGCCCUCAACACCAUUAUCUUCAUGGGCAGAAUAGCUGAUCCUUGCUCCUAAAGGGGCUGUCAGGGCCUCGCUUCUCCCCUCUCUGCCUCUGGAAAAGGGGCGGCAGCCACAAAGCCCGGGCUGCUCCCAGGGUGGUCGGUCUUACUGUUUGGUGCAAACUGCAGGGAGGGACUGUAUCCAGCCGGGCCGUUACCGCUCCUCCCUGCUCUAUCAGGCGAGGGGGCUCAGAGGGUACCUCGCCUGCUCCAUCCUUCAUUCAAAAGGAAGCGGAAUUUUUUCUGGCAGCAGUAUUUUUGUGGCAUCUAAACCUGAGUCCAGUGUUGCUGUCAUUCUUAUAUCCAACCCUCCUCCCUUUCAGGCCUCAAACUGUA